Messenger RNA from Perkinsus marinus ATCC 50983, 166 nucleotides. RefSeq lists its product as hypothetical. The annotation marks the transcript as partial. The transcript has a single exon. NCBI's taxonomy places the organism in Eukaryota, Perkinsozoa, Perkinsida, Perkinsidae. The record is from RefSeq and is a predicted model, not a curated record.
CGGAUCUAUACUCUCCCUUUGGACAGUAUUAUCAAAGACUAUGAUUGGUGUUGGUAUGCUUGGCCUUGCUUAUUCUGUAUCAAGAUGUGGCUGGGUUAUUGGUAUACUAGCUAUCAUUAUCAGUGGUUUGGCAUCUCUGUUCACUCUUCAUCUACUUAAUCGAUGU